CGAGGAGGUUCUCCCGUGGUGGGGCGCGGGCGCGCGCGUCAACGGCGGGCCGCCCCUCGCUGCCCGCGGCGCCGCUCCCGCGGCGUCCGAGGGCGAGGGGGCCGAGCGCGGAGGCGGCGGCCGCCAGCACGGACCCGUCCCUGGGCCUGGCGCGGCCGGUCUGGACCGGUCGGGCCUGUUGUCGGAGAACGACGCCGCGUGGGGCAUUUUCAGCUGA
Prorocentrum cordatum is the source of this 217-nucleotide messenger RNA. The record is from the annotation of a GenBank genome assembly. Lineage: Eukaryota; Dinophyceae; Prorocentrales; Prorocentraceae.